CUGGAGUUAGCAGCUUCUCCACAAAGGUUCUGAGGAGCACUCCCUGGAGAAAUGUCCCCAGAAUAGGAAAGGAAAGGUUUUGACCUCAUUGAUAUCCAGCUGGGAAGCUUCCCUAAUAAGGACAGUGGAUUCCUCACUGACACCCUCGGGUCUGAAGAUGGAGGAGGACCAUGUCCACUGCAUGUCCUGUGUUAUCCAGAGAUGCAUGGUGAAACCUGAGCCAGGCAUUAGUUGUGAUCUUAUCUCCUGUCCUCUGGUGUGUGGCGCUGUAUUUCACUCCUGCAAAGCUGAAGAGCACCACCUUUUGUGCCCACUGGUGAGGGUCCCGUGCCUAAACGGUGGCUAUGGCUGCCCCGCCAGCCUGCAGCGCAAUCAAAUGUACGCACACCUCGAGGUGUGUCCAGCUGGAGUGGUGUGCUGCACUAUGGAGUGGAACAGAUGGCCUGUGAGCUGCCUGGACUAUAUGUCCUAUGAGAGCCUGAGCCGCGGGGUGGAGGAAGCAGAGCAGCUAGACAUGGCACUUGCUCUUCAGGACCAGCGUACAUUACUGGAGUCCCUUAAGGUGAUUGCUAUGACACCUACCGCAGAGAGAGAGCUGCCUGUUCCUGGAGCCUCUACCUUUAUUGAGUCACCUACUCAGUCAUUAUCCCCCAAUCAGCCUGAAGCUCCCCCACCAGGCUCUGUAAAGGAGAAAAUAGCUAGUGGAAUUAAUGGCUUGAACGAGGAGCACUUUGGUAAACUUUACGAGGCCACAGUCGAGACUGCGAGAAGCUUAUGCGCUGCUUUAGACUUUGUAAGCAUGGCCAACUCUGUUGACAGCAGCACAGUGUGUGCAGACAGGGGAGCUGCUUUGCAGAAGAUUAGUAAUGGAGAUCUUCAGAAUGGACUGGAAGACAGAACAGCCAUAACCACUGAAGGACUGAAUUUAAAAGACCUGGAAGAGCAAAGUGUUUGUUCCAGCUGUUUAAUAGAAAACGGGGCUCCAAGAGAAGCAGAUCUUAAGAUUUUAAACACAGCAAAUAGAUCGCUUUCAGAAGCAGCGGCGAUCUGUCCGGAAGCAGACUGUCCUGGUGAGGUGCAAGAAGACUUGAAUGCUAGUGUUACUCCUCCAAUGAUAGCUCCAGUUCACGUCAGCCAGGGUGUGGCACAGAGGGCCGGUCAUGUGGUGCUGGAAGAUAGAGGAGUCGUUCUUUUAGAAAGCCACAUGCAAGAGCGCAAGUAUCACAACUACCAGUUCUUUAGGGGCCUGGGCCCUUGUUCCUUACCAAAUGGACGGAUAGGUUUCUUCCCAGACAGGUCACUUCAUAGAGUACGACCCAAAAUGGAAGACAAAUCAGUGGAUACCUCAGACCUGGAGCAGGAGGAUGAUCCCAUGGGUCUUGGGGAGAUAGAUCUGAUCACAGCAGCCUUGCUCUUCUGUUUAGAAGAGUCCAGAGAGUGCAGAAGGAUCUCUGAUACGGUCUACGUCGAUGGCUUUCGUGUUGACUUUGGCACGCAGACUUUUACUUUCCCUGCCGCCAUCUUGGUAACAAACACGAGAGUGGGCGACAUGGCCUCUGCGCCUGCCUGUGACCACGCCGCCCCCCAGCUCCCUUACCCCAGCCCCUUCUGCACUCUUCGCCUUGGCCUUGUCCUGGAAGCUCUGGAGGUGGAGGCAGUCCCACAUAACCGUUACCUCCCUCCUAAGCCUCGCUAUCAGCACAUGUUCCCAUUCGUCUGUGCUCAGUCAUUCCGUCGGGACCAAUUCUCAUCCCACUUCACAAACGUACACGGGGACAUUCAUGCCGGCCUCAACGGUUGGAUGGAGCACCGCUGCCCCCUGGCUUAUUACGGCUGCACUUUUUCCCAGCGGAGGUUUUACCCAUCCACCCACGGAGCAAAAGUGGUUCACGACAAGCACCUCAGGUCCUUUGGGGUUCAGCCUUGCCCUAGGGCCAAACUUCCUACUGACUCAAAGUCUGACCAAAUAAGUGGGCUUCCCAUUGAGAUUCUGUGGCACAUAGCUGGGUUUCUGGACAGUUUCAGCCUCUGUCAGCUGUCGCUAGUGUCACGGACUAUGAGGGAGGUGUGUGCCAGUCUGCUGCAGACCAGAGGCAUAGUGGAGCUUCAGUGGGAGCGGAGACAAGGUCCUGGUGCUCCUGGCACUGUGUCAUGGCAGAUCAAAGACAGAGUGUGGAGAUUCACCACUGCCUUCAGUCCGGUGUUGUCGUGGGGUUUCACCGACCUCCCCAGCAUGUCGGACCACCUAAAAAAGUGCCCCUUCAACAUAGUGGAACAUAAGACGGAGCCUGUACCUCUUCCUGCCAUGUGCAGCGCACGAGACGGACACUCGCUGCGCCGCGUCCUGCGUCACGUGAACCACUGACCGAACACACUAAAAACUGCACUAAAUUCACUCCGGUAUUAUAUGGAUGUUACAAUUUUCUGUCUCUUAAAACAUAAAACACUUCAUGUAUCACACUAGAUUUUUUUUAAAAGCCUUAAUGAAACCUACCUGCCACAAUAAAGGUCUGUGGUCCCUAUGUGUGUGGUGAAGAACAAAUAAAAAGAUUUAGAUUUGCAUGGGUUUGUGCUGAAAUUAAUCCCUUAUUCUGGUAAAAUAAGUCUAUUUUCUUAAAGACACAUAUGCACAAUAGAUGUAUAUUAUUCUGUAUAAAUCUCAGAGAAAGGGGAGUGGUAAUGUUUUCACUAUCUUGCCUUCCAGCAGUAGCCAUGGGAGAAAGCAGAUUGUUGGUUAUUUUGCAUUUUUUCUGUGUCUCAGAAUUUAUGCCGGCACUUUACACAAGGUUUGCUAAUCCCUCUAAUGUUGACAUGUGACACUAAAUAAUCUAGUCCUUCUGAUCCCUAUACAGUUCACCCCUAUGCAAAUAUGUUGUCUGGGUUUGAAGUACGUCAGUAAGAAUCACAACAGAGGGAUGUUAACACAAGGACAGCCCAAUAAUGCACUUGACUUGUGACUAUUUAAUAAAGUGUCUACAGCCUUUUAA
This is a messenger RNA of Labrus mixtus (cuckoo wrasse), 2987 nucleotides long. Its product is annotated as F-box only protein 30-like. NCBI's taxonomy places the organism in Eukaryota, Metazoa, Chordata, Actinopteri, Labriformes, Labridae. The transcript is spliced from 4 exons. The record is from RefSeq and is a predicted model, not a curated record. Gene Ontology annotation, molecular function: protein binding; ubiquitin protein ligase activity; zinc ion binding. Bases 158 to 2365 code for a protein of 735 amino acids.